This is a messenger RNA of Rattus norvegicus (Norway rat), 836 nucleotides long. It is a transcript of the gene Prl3b1, whose product is annotated as prolactin family 3, subfamily B, member 1. NCBI's taxonomy places the organism in Eukaryota, Metazoa, Chordata, Mammalia, Rodentia, Muridae. Gene Ontology annotation, molecular function: hormone activity. The coding region runs from base 27 to 692 and encodes 221 amino acids. The record is from RefSeq and is marked validated. Gene Ontology annotation, cellular component: extracellular region. The transcript is spliced from 5 exons.
CUCCACUUCGAGAGAACUCCUCAAAGAUGCAGCUGUCUUUGACUCAACCAUGCUUCUCUGGGACACUCCUUAUGCUGGCAGUUUCAACCCUGCUUCUUUGGGAGCAGGUGACUUCUGCACCAAAUUACCGAAUGUCCACUGGAAGCCUGUACCAACGAGUGGUUGAAUUGUCGCACUACACUCAUGAUCUUGCUUCAAAAGUGUUCAUUGAAUUUGAUAUGAAGUUCGGUAGGACAGUUUGGACACAUAACCUGAUGUUAAGUCCUUGCCACACAGCUGCUAUCCCUACUCCAGAAAACAGUGAGCAAGUCCACCAGGCAAAAUCGGAAGACCUUCUGAAAGUGUCCAUCACUAUUUUACAAGCCUGGCAAGAGCCUCUGAAACACAUAGUGGCAGCAGUGGCUACUCUUCCAGAUGGAUCUGAUACCCUGCUGUCAAGAACAAAGGAGUUGGAGGAAAGAAUUCAAGGACUUCUGGAGGGACUGGAGACCAUACUCAGCAGGGUUCAACCUGGAGCUGUUGGAAGUGAUUAUACUUUCUGGUCUGAGUGGUCAGAUUUGCAGUCAUCUGAUAAAUCCACUAAGAAUGGUGUUCUUAGUGUCCUGUAUCGGUGCAUGCGCAGGGAUACACAUAAAGUUGACAAUUUUCUCAAGGUCUUGAAAUGCCGCGAUAUUUAUAACAACAACUGCUGAGUAGCCAUCCCUGUCCUCUGUCUCUGAGAAGGUCCCUCAUGUUCUAGACCUUCAGGGCACUAAUAAAUCUCUACCUCUUUGGUGCCCUUCCUGAUUUAGUUUGUAUCUUUCUUAAAAAUAAACUCACUCUUUGGAAAUGCUAAA